Aedes albopictus (Asian tiger mosquito) is the source of this 1209-nucleotide messenger RNA. RefSeq lists its product as uncharacterized. Lineage: Eukaryota; Metazoa; Arthropoda; Insecta; Diptera; Culicidae. The record is from RefSeq and is a predicted model, not a curated record. Gene Ontology annotation, molecular function: nucleic acid binding. The transcript has a single exon. Bases 1 to 1209 code for a protein of 402 amino acids. Gene Ontology annotation, biological process: DNA integration.
AUGGAAAGCAGAAUCGAUCCGAAAGCUGCUUAUUAUCCCUAUAGUUUUCGCAAUCCGAUAAUCGUUCCCAAGGCUCACUACGUCACCGAAUUAUUGAUACUUCGUUUCCAUCAACGGUACGGGCAUGCCAACACGGAGACCGUGGUGAAUGAGCUUCGGCAGCUUUACAGUAUUCCGAAGAUGCGCUCCGUUGUAAAGAAGACCAUCAACAAGUGUAUGUGGUGCCGCGUAUACAGAACCAAACCCAAUACUCCUCGGAUGGCCCCCUUGCCGCAGCCACGUGUUAUGCCUUUCGUGCGCCCAUUUACGCACACAGGCCUAGACUAUUUCGGACCUCUCCUCAUGAAGCAAGGGCGCAGCAAUGUAAAACGGUGGGUGGCAAUCUUCACCUGCCUCACCGUUCGUGCGGUGCACCUUGAGGUGGUGCAUUCCCUGUCGCUCCAGUCGUGCAAGAUGGCCAUUCGUCGAUUUGUCGAUAAGCGUGGAGCUCCGCAGAACUUUUUCAGCGACAAUGGAACGUAUUUUCGUGGAGCAGCCAGAGAACUAGCCGCUGAAAUCAAGUCUCUUAAUCUCACUUUGGCUGGCACCUUCACUAAUGACGAAACAGAGUGGCAUUUCAACCCACCGUCUGCUCCCCACAUGGGAGGUGUGUGGGAGCGGAAAGUACGCUCGGUUAAGGAUGCCUUCAAAGUCCUAGCCCAUCGCGAAAAACUAGAUGAUGAAGGGCUUUUGACGUUUCUUUCGGAGGCAUCAAUGAUAGUCAACUCUCGGCCGCUCACAUUCGUGCCGUUAGAAUCUCCCGAGCAGGAGGUUCUCACGCCAAAUAGCUUCCUCUUGAUGAGCUCCAGCGGAAAUACCAGUCUCGCUCGAAUUCCCAUCGACCAGCCAGUUUCCUUGCGUACCAAUUGGGGAGUUAUGGUUCAGCUCCUAAAUCAAUUCUGGAAAGCCUGGAUCAAGUCGUAUCUCCCAACAAUCGCCAGGAGAACCAAAUGGUUUAUGGAUGUUCGACCGCUUCAGGAAGGUGACCUCGUUAUUGUAGUUGACGAUACGGUGCGGAAUUGCUGGCUUCGUGGGCGAGUUACCAAAACAUACCCAGGUAUCGACGGGCAAGUCCGCAAGGUAGAUGUCCAAACAGAAACAGGAUUACUCCAACGACCUGCCAUAAAAGUGGCUCUUCUGGACGUGGUACAGGAUGGCAAGACCAACUAG